AUGAAUCAUUCGGUCGCCGUUGGAAGAGGGCCCAUGCUAACGCAUAGUCCCCAGGAUUACAACCAUGCUACAGAUAGUGAAUAUCAGAGACUAAGAGAUCUUGCGGAGCAGGCUUACGAACGUAAACAUAAGCUUUCUCAUGAAUCUCAGGUUGCUUAUAAGAGUGGACAAAAAGCUAAGGCGCACGAAUUGAGUGAGAAAUCAAAGCAGGAAGUUGCUAAAGCUGAAGAUUACAAUUUACAAGCUGCGGAAUACGUAUUUAGACAAAAUAAUGCAGAUUCUGCUAGCGAUGAAAUUGAUCUUCAUGGAUUAUACGUUAAGGAGGCACAGUGGAUCUUGAAAAAAAGAAUUUAUGCAACGAUUCAACAAGGUGAUCCGCAAAUUCGAGUCAUUGUUGGUAAAGGCUUACAUUCACCUCACGGAAUUGCUAAAUUAAAACCUGCAGUAGAAGAGCUUUGUGAUGAAGCUAGAUUAAAGAAUUAUAUUGAUCCUCACAAUGCUGGUGUUUUGAUAAUUGAAUUAAAAGGUUCACAGGUACCACAAUCUUGGAAUGCACCUGAUCCUGGUUUAUCUGUAAGCAAACCCCAACAAGCACAUACUAUGGGUUACCAACCUCCACAGGGACCACAAUACCAACAGCAACAGCAACCACAUAUGGCUCCACCACAGCAGCAACAACAGCAACAACAGGGAGGCGAUGGGAAUUUGCUGGUUCAAAUGCUCUCACUCCUAUGUGUUUGUAUUUCCAAGAGCUUAUAG
Molecule: messenger RNA, 759 nt
Organism: Zygosaccharomyces rouxii
Lineage: Eukaryota; Fungi; Ascomycota; Saccharomycetes; Saccharomycetales; Saccharomycetaceae
Product: Smr domain-containing protein
Exons: 1
Coding region: 1-759 (252 amino acids)
Source: RefSeq, a predicted model, not a curated record